UUUCCCGAUCUUAUGAGUCAAACUGGAUGCGAUGCCUUUAGCUGUCACUGUACACUGAAGUGCUAAAAAAUCAGUAAACUAUUAACAUGGCAAUUUGAAUAUUCAAUCGACUCCAAUAACUUGAACCCCCGCUAUUAAACACGAAUUGUUUUUCGUUUCCCUUCAGAGUUCGGGUUACCGGGGUUCUACCGUACAUCUUUUGCUCAAAAAGCGUUACGCUUAAUUAAAUCCUUUGUCACCCCCCAUUGUCAGCCUUUCUUAUUCUUAUCAGCAUCAUGUACGUGUAGUUUGAAACGAAAAGAUGACAGUGACAACGCGACCUGUAACGCAAAUCUGCUCACGGAUCAUCGCACGCAUGCUCUUGGGAGCAAAACGUUUGCACAAAUAACUCACUCCCACCCGAUUGGUCCAAACACAAUGCAGUUGAGUGAGCUCUCUUCAUAGCUUGCAUACAGCCAUGGCUCCCAAAGUUGUGGUAAUUUCUGGCUCUUCAAGCGGCAUAGGACUUGCCAGUGCCCUUAUUCUAGCGAAAGAUGCACAGAAACGUUUUAGAGUUUACGCAACGAUGAGAAAUCUGGAGAAAAAAGGACAGCUAGAGGAAGAAGGCAAAAAAUUUCUUGGGGACACGUUGUUAAUCAAGCAGAUGGACGUAUGCUCGGAUGACUCGGUCGAAAAGACUGUGAGAGAGGUGAUCCAUGAAGAGGGAAGAAUUGACGUGAUUUUUAACAACGCCGGCAUGUCAGUAUUCUCUAUUUUUGAAUGUGUCUCGAUGGAGCUGAUGAAAAAAAUGUUUGAAGUAAAUUAUUUUGGCACAGUCCGACUAAUUAAAGCCGUGAUUCCAUUCAUGAAAGCUAAAGAAAGCGGGCUGAUCAUAAACAACAGUAGCCAUGCAGGGGUGGCUGGGUUUCCAUCUGCUGAAACUUACAGCUCCACGAAGUUCGCCGUGGAAGGAUUGACGGAGUCUUUAGCCCCCACACUUCGCCAGUUUAAUAUUAGAUGCGUUCUCAUCGAGCCAGGUCCCGUGGACACUCCAAUGAAAACCGCUGUAAUUUCCGAGGGAGUGGACUACUCAACGGUGGACCAAAAAUCUCUACUCAUAAAGGAAAGAGUCAGCAGUAGAUGGGCUAAAUAUUGGGCUCAGCCGGAGAAGGUGUUGAGCGCAGAACAAGUGGCAGAAGUUGUUAAGGAAGUAAUUCUAAGUGAAAACCCGAACUUUCGGUACCAAACAAAUAAGCAAUAUUGCCCUGAUGAGAUCGCAGCCAAACUUGCAGAUAUUCAUGGCAAUAAGUCCGUUGAUAUAAUCACGAAAAGAUUCUGUGAUGAGUGAUGUCUCAUGUGCUAUCGCCAGCUUGAGUUUGCAAUUUAACCCACUGGCAUAACUUAAUGGUACUUUUAGCUUUGGGAGUGUAGUAAUUAGCGUAUCACGACUAUAGUUUUCAAUUCAUUUUUUCUCAUCACUUGACAAUGUGAUGAUACUGUAACGAAAAGUGGAUGAUUAUUAAAUGUUUCUGCGUUUUGCAAUGCUUCCCUG
This is a messenger RNA of Orbicella faveolata, 1531 nucleotides long. RefSeq names its product retinol dehydrogenase 8-like. The record is from RefSeq and is a predicted model, not a curated record. Gene Ontology annotation, molecular function: oxidoreductase activity. NCBI's taxonomy places the organism in Eukaryota, Metazoa, Cnidaria, Anthozoa, Scleractinia, Merulinidae. Gene Ontology annotation, cellular component: cytosol.